CAGAGGCAGAUCCCUAUUCAUUAUGUCCAAACCAGUGACACUGAACGUAGGGGGGAGGUUGUACAGCACUUCCCUGACCACUCUAACCCGGUACCCAGAGUCCAUGCUGGGCUCGAUGUUUAGUGGAGCAAUGCCCACCAGCAGCGACUCACAGGGGAACUACUUCAUAGACCGAGAUGGAGAAAUGUUCCGGUACAUCCUCAAUUUCCUCCGCAAUUCGCAUUUGGACCUUCCUGUUGACUUCCAAGAGUUGGAUUUGCUGAAGAGAGAAGCGGAUUUUUUCCAGAUCCAGCCUUUGCUGGAACUUCUGCAGACGGCAGACCCGAAGAUCAGCAGAAUAAAGAACGUAACGCUCAACAUUAUCCAUGAUUCAAAGGCAGUCCACUCAUGUCCUGCAAACAUUGUUACCGCCAGGUUAUUUUGCACAUCAGUUGCCUUACUGAGGCUCCUGAGUUCCAAGUUCUACUACAGGUUUGAGUGGCAAGUUUUACCUGUUUGUAAGAACCCAGAAGAUUUAAGUUUUCUGUCGGUAGAGUGGGCUGAAACCAGAACCGGAGCCACGGCAAACGACAAAAGAUUAGUUAGGGAGACCUGCAAGCCCCUUUAUGUUCUAUUUUCUCAUCAGCAAAUCUGCAGUCUAGAAAUGUUGGUCAGCCAUGUGAUAAAAAUCGCAGUCAGUGAAGGUGGAUUCUUUAUCCAUUCCUUCUCCCCGGUUUCCUCUGGCCCUGUUAUCCUGCAGUUUCACGCACAAUAG
Molecule: messenger RNA, 754 nt
Organism: Callorhinchus milii (elephant shark)
Lineage: Eukaryota; Metazoa; Chordata; Chondrichthyes; Chimaeriformes; Callorhinchidae
Product: BTB/POZ domain-containing protein KCTD21-like
Exons: 1
Coding region: 23-754 (243 amino acids)
Biological process (GO): protein homooligomerization
Molecular function (GO): protein binding
Source: RefSeq, a predicted model, not a curated record